AUGAUCGCUAAACUAUUAGUUCGUCAGAGAUUGAAGAUCUUUGUGGGUUUGGUGAUACUUAUUGUCACUUACCAUGUAUUUUCACUUACUAAACAACCUGCUAGUCGAGGAAAUGAUGGAUCAGGGGGUUUGAAAUUUCUUGAUUUUGCUCAGGAUAAUAGAGUACAAAAUCCUGUAGGUGAUAUUGAUGCUUCAACACCUGAUGGCAACAUUGGAGAAAAAAUUGAAGCAGCUUUAGACAAACUGUUGGAAGCCAUCAAUGAUGGAGAUAAAAACAAAUGGUCAGGUGAUAACAAUGAACAGAUGGUACCCGAACCAGAGUUUGGUGAUGAUAAAGUAUUUGGUGAUAAUUCAGAAAAACAAGAUGCAAAAGUGGCAGAAGAAAACGUCGCUGGUGAUAAGGUUGCGGGAGACAAGGGAGCAGAGGAUAAGGAAGAGGAUAAGGAAGCAGAAGAUAAGGAGGCAGAAAACAAGUUGGAUGAUACCAAAGUUGGUGGUGGGUUAUUAGAAGAUGGAAAAGAAGAAACCUCUGAAGAACAAUCUCAAGGUACUCCUAACAAGGAGAUCAGCGCUGAAACUUUGAAAACAAUCAGAGAUUACAGUAUUUUCUUCAAUCCUUUCAGCGAACACGUGAUAAAGGCCGAAUCUUUGAAGGACAAUUAUAUACUGACAAAAGCUAGGGAACUUUUCACUUCAGUUAAAGAUUUCUUACUUUCAAAGAGUUACCUUGAAACCGUCCUUAAUCUUCCCCAAGAUACUGUUGAUGAAUUGAAAGAAUCUCAUUCAAGAUAUGUCAAACACAUUGAUGUUGUAUCCAAGACUUUGGCAACUUUUGGUAACAUACUACCAACUGAUCCAGGAUGGAAUGAUUAUAAAAAUUCCAAAGGUUAUGUUCUCGUGGGAGGAGGUAGAUAUUCAUGGUUAUCAUAUUUGGUAAUAAAACAAAUCAGAGCUACUGGUUCAACUUUACCUAUAGAAUUAUUCAUUCCUAGUUCUUUAGAGUACGAAAAAGAAUUUUGUGAAACAUUAUUACCAAAGUAUAAUGCUUAUUGUAACUUGUUUGAUGAUGAGUUGUCAUUACAUUUAUCGGAGAAGUAUGAUAUUGGGGGUUAUCAAUAUAAAAUGUUAGCUUUAUUGAGUUCUAAAUUCGAAAAUAUCAUAUAUUUAGAUUCUGAUAACUUCCCUGUCAGAAACCCUGAAUACAUUUUAGAAUCUAGUUUAUUCGAAGAGAAGGGAUUGAUCCUUUGGCCAGAUGCUUGGGCAAGAACCACUAAUCCUAAAUUUUAUGAUAUUGCUGGAGUAACAAUUAAAGAGAACAAAUUACGGUAUUCAGCAUAUGAUGAUGCCAAGGGUAAAAAGCCUUUGGAAGAAUAUACUUUUGAAGAUUCUUGGUAUCAUGAUUUUGAAGGUACUUUACCAGACCCGACUUCAGAAACCGGAAUGUUUAUGAUUAAUAAGACUAAACAUCUUCGUACAUUGUUACUUAUCUUAUACUAUAAUGUAUUAGGGCCUAAAUAUUAUUAUCCAUUAUUAACACAAGGGUCAGCUGGUGAAGGGGAUAAAGAAACUUUCAUUGCAGCAGCACAUGUUCUUGAUGCACCAUGGUUCCAAACAGCCAAACAAUUUAAAUGGUGUGGAUACAAACAUCAAGUUAGUGGAGAAUUUACAUCUAAAGCUUUAGGUCACUAUGAUCCUAUUCAAUCACAAACCAAUCCCGAUGCUGAUAUUGAUAUGGUUUUUAUGCAUUUAUCUUAUCCAAAAUUCUAUCCAAAUUGGUUAGCUGAUAAUCACGAUUUGAUCUACGCUGAUCUGGGAGAUCAUAUUAGAAUGUAUGCUGAUGUUUAUGACAAUGCUGGAUAUGAUUUUGAUUUGAGAGUAUUACAGUAUUUCACUCAAGGUAUGUGUUCCAAUUAUUACGUCGAUGGUGUAGCCAUUGAUGAUGCCACCAUUAAGGAGGAAGAACAAUAUAUGGGUAGGUAUUUACAAUAUGUUAAAGGUGAUAGAGAAAUUGAAGAUAAACGUUGUGAAGAAAUUUUCAUUCCCCAUUUGAAAUGGUUGAAAGAAACUACGGAUUAUCCUAAUCUGGUUAAAAAUUAA
Messenger RNA from Yamadazyma jaroonii, 2097 nucleotides. Lineage: Eukaryota; Fungi; Ascomycota; Pichiomycetes; Serinales; Debaryomycetaceae. The record is from the annotation of a GenBank genome assembly.